GUACGACGCAGGAAAGGAUGGUUUCAUUGACCUGAUGGAGCUGAAGCUGAUGAUGGAGAAACUGGGGGCUCCACAGACACACCUGGGCCUGAAGAACAUGAUCAAGGAGGUGGAUGAAGACCUGGACAGCAAGCUCAGCUUCCGAGAGGAGGACAGUGGGCUGCACGCCCUGGCCCGGCUCUCCGAGAUCGACGUCUCCACGGAGGGGGUGAAAGGUGCCAAGAACUUCUUUGAGGCCAAGGCACAAGCCAUCAACGAAGCCAGUCGCUUCGAGGAGGAGAUCAGGGCAGAGCAGGAGGAGAAGAAGAAGCAGGCAGAGGAGCUGAAGCAGAGGAAGGCAGCCUUCAAGGAGCUGCAGUCCACCUUCACGCAGUGA
Molecule: messenger RNA, 376 nt
Organism: Acanthisitta chloris (rifleman)
Lineage: Eukaryota; Metazoa; Chordata; Aves; Passeriformes; Acanthisittidae
Product: EF-hand domain-containing protein D2-like
Exons: 3
Molecular function (GO): calcium ion binding
Source: RefSeq, a predicted model, not a curated record